Molecule: messenger RNA, 132 nt
Organism: Entrophospora candida
Lineage: Eukaryota; Fungi; Glomeromycota; Glomeromycetes; Entrophosporales; Entrophosporaceae
Source: the annotation of a GenBank genome assembly
CUAGCUAUAAGUUUACUUACAAAUAUUGCACAUAUAAGAUGUGGUGCUCAUACUAUUCAGCUUGCAGUUAAAAAAGGACUUGAUUGUAUUGAAGAAACUUUACUUUAUAGGACUUUAGAACUUAACAAAUAG